UUCGAUUCGUUGACUUAAAAGUUUCCUACAACCCUGAACGCAUCUUGAAUUGUUGGCCCGCGUGCGCUGUGAUUGGUCCAUUUCAAGGCUAAGCAAAACAGGUUACGCCAUAUUGCCAGUGACAAGAGUCGAGCGCAUUUGUUUUGGCCAAACUAUGACGAAAUAGCGACUGUCAGUUGGUUAUAUUUCAAUUACACUUAGUUUCAUGCAUGCGCUGCUCGUUUUAGUAUCGCAAAGUUACGUAGACGACGAGACGCGAUGUGGCUAGCCGUUAGCUGCACAGUCCUCUAGCAUGGUGUUCAGUGUCGCUGCGUUCCUCCUUCGUGAGCACUUUAUUUCCCCCGCUAAAGUAUUCAUGUUAUAGGUUUUCUUAUCGACGGAGUAUGGCACACACUGUGGCAACGGCUGACGCGAACUAUGGCCAGUCGAGCUCGAGUAGUGGACGGCGCUCCAGCCAAAGAGACGACCAGGUGCGGGCUGUCAAAGCCGCUCUUCUGACCAGGUUGGGGCCCUACGAGCCGGUGCUGACCUACCUGCAGACCGUCCUGGUGUGGGAGAGACCCAUUCAUUGCGUUCUACUCUACAUACUGAUCCUCCUCGUCUUCAGUUUCUUUGUUCUGACCUCAUUUCGCCUGCUGUUCCUGCUGGCUGCUGGCUUGAUUGUGUUGGUCUGCGUUGAUACCUGGAAGAACAAGAUCUGGCCGCUCAUCAAAUUCAGGCAUCAGGAAGAGUCUGAGAAUGAGAGCUGGGGUCUGGUGCAGCCCAACAUCCUCAGUGUUCCCGAAAUGUGCCACCACUUGGCUGAAGCCUGGGUCAGCUGUACUGUUCUUGCCUCCAUGUUGAUUCAGUACAAGCGAAACAAACCAGGGAAGUUCUGCAUCCUGACCUGCUCAGUCUUCUUCUGCCUGGCUGUCUUCGGCAACUACUGCCCUGGAGCGUGGAUAGUGUUUUUAGUUGUGCUGUUUAAUCUUCUGUUGCCACUGCUGGAGUACCGCAAGGUCUUCCACUAUAUGGGUGUGAUGCUGGAGCCGGCCCUGCAGUGGUUCGACUUCAGCGAUCAUGGGUACAUGAUGUCAAAGCCCAUUGAUAAUCAGUUCCUGAGGAAGCCCGUCCAUGGCGCCGCUGGCGGAGAGGCCAGUGACAGUGAGGAGGAGCUGGCGGCUUUCUGCCCCAAGUUUGAUGAUGCUGUUGUUGCUAAAGAGCUGGCGCUCAGCGACUCAGAACACUCGGACGCUGAGGUGUCUUACACUGACAAUGGGACGUUCAAUCUGUCCCGAGGACAGACUCCGCUGACUGAGGGAUCUGAAGAUCUGGACCGACACAGCGAUGCCGAGGAGUCGUUCGCUCAGGAUCUCCCCGACUUCCCCUCCAUCAACCCGGACGCCACCCUGAUGGACGACGAUGACGACACCAGCAUUGGUCUGCCCAGCCUGGCCAUGUCUGGCCUCCACAGUCACCGGGACUCAGUGCUGGAGGUUGAGGAUCACCUGGACUCGGAUCAGGAUGAUCUGGACGAGGACCUGUCCCUCAGCAGCCAUCCGCCCGCCGCCAGGUUCUCCACCGACUUAACUGGAGAAUUGGCUGGAGUGAUCGCCAGCAACAUGAUCCAGGCGGCGUUGGCUGGAGCGCUGCAGCCUCAUGCUCCGCCCUCCCAGCGCAGAGCUGGUCCUCCUCGGGCUGGGUCCCGCCAAAACUACCGCAAACAGUCAAGCGCGGAGCUCGACACCGACCUGGACGCGGAGGACUUUGAAAUGCUGGAUCAGUCGGAACUAAACCAGAUGGAUCCACUUGGAGGGGGAGGAUCCAGACAAGGGCGGAGCCAGGGGGCUGGCUUCUUGUCCAACUUCCUUGGUAAACCUCAGUAAGACAUGUGUGCCUGUGUGUGUGCGCGCGCGUGUGUCAUUAGAUGUCCAUAUUGAGGAGUGGAUGCCACGUUUUUAGGGUCCCAGCAACUUUUGUUUUACUCAACAACACUGUGAAAUUCCUUCCGAUCCUUUAAAGUCAACCUUUAAACUCAUCCAGAAUAAAUACCUUUGUAAACCGAGCAAUAGAAACAAAAAAAUAUCAGCCAUGUAAACAACCAGCUUCUAUGAGCCGUGACAGUCAGGGAGCCAGUCACCGAUGAGACCUAAUGUUACAGCUUCUUCACAACUUGGAGGCCCUGACUCACAGGGAAAAUCCACAUGGGACCAAAAUGAACAUUCCUGUUGACUGAGCUGAGCCACGUUGCCAUGGUAACAGCCUCUGGUGGCUCACAAGCUUGAGUGACAGUCAAUCUUUUUCUCACUCAACUUGAUGGUACAUCAGUUUGUGGUUAUCAGUGUUGGGCUGUUUCAAAUGAGAGGUUGUGUUCCAUUCAUUUUCUUAUUUAUUUUUUUAUUUAAAGAGUUUGCGCAUGAACCCUAACUUCAAGGAGACGCAUAUCAUCAUUUUGUUUUCCCCCAUGUAAGUGUGUCCAGAAGAAACCUGUUUGCUGUGUUAAAAUGCUGUUUCAGUUAAGCUAAUGUUACAAAUCGUCUCUGAAUCUUUGACAAACUACAUAAGGAAGUGGCAAAAACUUAAAUUUAGAAUCGAAAAUUCCCCUUACUGCAAUCGUCGCGAGAUGUAGCUGCUUCCUGUUGGUCUCACAAGUUUAUUUGCUGCUCCAAGUUUUAAGUUACAAAGUCUGAAAAUGCUGGUCUUUUAUUUGCAAAUCACUUUUGAGAGCUUUAGACAAAGACAUUGAAGUGUAACUGAAGUAUAUUUGUUUACUGAAGAGAUUUUGCUUUUCAUUAAAGCGUUUGGAAAAAAACAGUCUAGAUGAGAUAGAAGUGUAUUUAAUCGACUGUACCUGGUUUUAUAUAUUGUUC
This is a messenger RNA of Synchiropus splendidus (mandarinfish), 2849 nucleotides long. It is a transcript of the gene retreg3, whose product is annotated as reticulophagy regulator family member 3. Lineage: Eukaryota; Metazoa; Chordata; Actinopteri; Syngnathiformes; Callionymidae. The coding region runs from base 384 to 1865 and encodes 493 amino acids. The transcript is spliced from 9 exons. Gene Ontology annotation, biological process: reticulophagy. The record is from RefSeq and is a predicted model, not a curated record.